AAACAAGCCCUCGUCAGGUAGGACUAAGAGUAGCAGAUUCUGUUUUGGUUCGGCAUUCCGCGCUUGGUUGAGCUCGCCUCGGUCGCUGUUCACCGUUGUCUUCCCUUCGUGGUUGUUCUCCGUCAAGUAUCGAAAAAGGCGCUAGGACUAUGGCAGAAGAUCUUGUGCUGGACACUGCUAUCAGAGAUUGGGUACUGAUCCCUCUCUCUGUGGUCAUGGUCCUCAUUGGUGUUCUCCGCUAUUUUGUUGCAAAGCUUAUGCGCUCUUCUCAAACCCCAGAUGCUAAAAUGGUGAAAGAAGGACAAGUCAUUCUUAGAGCUCGGAAUUUACGUGCUGCUGCUAAUUUUAUACCUUCAAAGGCUUUUCGGGCGCGCAAAAUUUAUUUCUGCAAUGAGGAAAAUGGUCUCUUGUUUGUACCCAAGGGUCAAGCCCAGAAUCCACAAGCACAGAUGUUCUCUGAUCCCAAUAUGGCUAUGGAUAUGAUGAAGAAAAAUCUUUCAAUGAUCAUACCUCAGACUCUUACUUUCGCUUGGGUGAACUUUUUCUUUUCUGGAUUUGUAGCAGCCAAGAUACCCUUCCCAUUGACUCAGAGGUUUAGGUCAAUGUUGCAGAAUGGGAUUGACUUAAGUACAGUGGAUGUUAGUUAUGUCAGUAGUCGAUCCUGGUACUUCCUGAAUCUGUUUGGGCUAAGGGGGUUCUUUAGUCUCAUCUUGGGGGAAGAAAAUGCUGUAGAUGAUACGCAACGUAUGAUGCAAAUGGGUGGGUUUGGUUUUGAUCCUUCAAAGGGUCUCAGUGCUGAGAAAGACAAUCUUGACAUAACCCAGCAUGAUUGGGCUUUACCCAAUUUUGAGCAGCGUGCGGAAACUGUACUGAAGAAACUGGUCAGCUGAACAGCUCAUGACACGGGCAGUUUAAUGAUUUGCUCUGUGAUCAGCCCAAAUACAGCAGCAAAGUGUGUGAUUGGGCUUCAACUAUUGCUGUCGGCCUGUGAAAUAUAACUGAUCAAGUUGAGAUCGUAGAUUUUAUUUCUAAGCUGAAAGUUGAUGAUAUUUAUAAAUAUUUAUCCGAAAACAAGUUCACAAUCUUUGUAGAAAGAGCAGAAAUUUUAUUAUUGCUUUCUAAUUUUAGGUUGGUCACGAGAAACUAGUUUCCCAUGAAAUGCGAGACCCUGCACUUUUUUGUAACUUUCGUCUGUUUCCUAGAUUGAUUGAAAAGUUUUGUCUGAUAUAUGAUUC
Prosopis cineraria is the source of this 1235-nucleotide messenger RNA. RefSeq lists its product as uncharacterized. The transcript has 9 exons. Gene Ontology annotation, cellular component: EMC complex; membrane. Gene Ontology annotation, biological process: protein folding in endoplasmic reticulum. The coding region runs from base 150 to 890 and encodes 246 amino acids. The record is from RefSeq and is a predicted model, not a curated record. NCBI's taxonomy places the organism in Eukaryota, Viridiplantae, Streptophyta, Magnoliopsida, Fabales, Fabaceae.